Messenger RNA from Setaria italica (foxtail millet), 1923 nucleotides. Its product is annotated as B-box zinc finger protein 22. Bases 308 to 1288 code for a protein of 326 amino acids. The transcript is spliced from 3 exons. The record is from RefSeq and is a predicted model, not a curated record. Gene Ontology annotation, biological process: photomorphogenesis; regulation of DNA-templated transcription. NCBI's taxonomy places the organism in Eukaryota, Viridiplantae, Streptophyta, Magnoliopsida, Poales, Poaceae. Gene Ontology annotation, cellular component: nucleus. Gene Ontology annotation, molecular function: zinc ion binding.
UGUAUUUGUGCGGCCAUCAGGGCUCGACGCCUCGUCGAACAGGAGCCGGCGACGUCGCCCCCUUCGUCCCCUCCACCGCGCCCACGCCACGAAUCCAUUCCAUUCCCAUUCCUCCCCACGCCGCGCGCCUCCAUAAUACCGCACCGCCACCCCCCCAUGCCGCUCGCCCACCACCACCACAACCCCCGCAAAGGCCAUCGGGACUUGGCAUUCGAUUCCCAGCCCGGCCCACGCGCUUCUCGCCCCGAGAGGAGCGGCUAGCUCUGCCUCUGCGCCCGCGGUGCCGGCGGCGGCGGCGGCGUUGUUCAUGAAGGUGCUGUGCAGCGCCUGCGAGGCGGCGGAGGCGAGCGUCCUCUGCUGCGCCGACGACGCCGCCCUCUGCGCGCGCUGCGACCGCGAGGUCCACGCCGCCAACCGGUUGGCCGGCAAGCACCAGCGCUUGCCCCUCCUCGCCCCCGGCGGCCAAAACGCCGCCGCCGCCGCCGCGGCCGUGUCGCCGCCCAAGUGCGACAUAUGCCAGGAAAGCGACGCCUACUUCUUCUGCCUCGAGGACCGCGCGCUGCUCUGCCGAAGCUGCGACGUCGCCGUGCACACCGCAAACACCUUUGUCUCGGCGCACCGCCGCUUCCUCCUCACCGGCGUCCAGGUCGGCCAGGAGCUGGACGACCCCGCCCCGGAGCCGCCGGAGACGUCGCCUCCCCCGCCGACGAAGAGCGACCCGGCCCCGCCGCUCUUCGGCGAGAGCGACUUCAGCUGGGCGGCCGGCGUCACCGGGACCCUCGCGGACUGGUCGGUCGUGAACGAACAGUUCGGCGGCUCCCCUGCUCCGCGCCACGCCGAGGCGGCGAGCCGGGCCACGCCGAAGCGGAGCCCGCGGGCGCCGGCGUUCGGUGCCGGUCAGGCCCGCAUCGCCGGCGGGGUCAUGGACUGGCCCCUGGGCGAGUUCUUCCGCGGCGUCAGCGACUUCAACGGCGGCUUCAGCUUCGGCGAGAGCGGCACCUCCAAGGCCGACAGCGGGAAGCUCGGCGGCAGCGCGGGGGGCUCGCCGUACUACCGCUCGUCGUCGGAGGACCGGGACGCCAACGAGCUGUUCGGCCAGGUGCCGGAGAUCCAGUGGUCGGUGCCGGAGCUCCCCUCCCCGCUGACGGCCUCCGGGCUCCACUGGCAGCACGGCGGCGGCCCCGACAGCACCGCCUUCGUGCCGGACAUCUGCUCCCCGGACAGCGCCGUCCGCUGCUUCCCGACCGCCGCCGCCGCAGCAGCAGCAAAGCGCCAGAGGAAUCGGUAGCACGGGGUCACCACGCCCAUCAGCCCAUGAUUGUUCCUGCCUGCAUCCUGCAGGCUGCAGCUAUCUAGCUAGCUGCUGAGCCAACAGAAUGCAGCUGCUGCGUCCAGGACAGCAGAACACUGACCUGAUGUCCUGAUGUGUGUAGCUUCAUUUUGCCAUGGUGGUGCUUCAACCAAUCAAGAUAGCAACAGAGAAGACAGUGAGUAAUAGUGAGGAGGGUGGUGUUUGAGGUUGACGUUGCAUCGAGCAUCUAUCGUCAAUCCAUGGCGACAGUGAGAGUAAUGGGGAUUUGAUAUUUGUGUUUGUGUGCGUGUGUUGGCUGGUGCAUCUACCUAAACACUGGACGAUCGAACGAGCUCGAAACUGCUAGCAUUUUGACUUCCUGGCGGAGGUCUGAAACUGAUGCGCUAACCGAUAGCUUAGACAUUGGACAGUACUAUACCAGCACAGAAGAUUUGAUGCUGAUGACGAUGCUUCGUUUUCUUGUCCGUUCAAGGAUUGGUGUCUCAGUGGAUAGGUUCCAUCAGUGUAACAAAAUUACAGAUGCUGGCGAUGCUUGUACAUUACAUUAGGGCCCUUAUCGUGUUGCCAAUAUAUGCAGACUCAAUUGAGUGGCCAUGUUUUUCCUAAAAGUA